AUGGAGGCGCUGCACUACGAGCUGUGGGAUCGCUGCACGUCUUUUGUUGCCUCUGCCUGCGCCGGCCGCGAUGCUUCGCACGGCCUUGGCCAUAUGCGGAAGGUGACGGAGCAGGCAAUCCUGCUGUACCUCAUGGACACUACCGCCACUGUGGCACCCGGGGAAAAAGCCGGUAUGUUGUACCGGAUUAUACUAGUGGGCAUGCUACACGACGUGGCAGACCACAAGUACGACGUCGCCGGCACUCUCCUGGACCGAGUGAAGUCCUUCACGGCGGCCGAGGCGGCAGCACUGGUGGCCCACGCAGCGAGCACGGACCCACGUCUUUUUUGGGUCCCUCUGCCGCGUGCCAACGCCGGCGAGGCAGAAGGGAGUGCGCAGCAGGUGACGCAGCUGCUGCUUACCUCACUGGAUGCCAUCUCGUACUCGAAGGAGGUGAAGCGGGGCAUGCGCUGGUUUGUGCCCGCGCUGAGCGAUGGCGUGGAGGCAGCGACGAAAAGCAGCAGCUGGGUGGCGGUCCGAGAUUACGUAAGCGACUCAGACAAGCUGGAGGCCGUCGGCGAGGAAGGGCUGCUGCGCUGCUACGAGUACACGUGCGUACAGUAUCGCGCUUCGGCGCUGGCACAGCUUACAUCGAAGGGGCCCCAACCUUCCGCUGAGACUGCUGCGCCGCAGGCCGCCGCAGUCGAGCGGCAGCUUGAAGCAGUGCUACUGCGCGAAGUGGUGGAGCAUUACCACGAAAAGCUGAAGCGCUUGCUGCCGGUAUUCAUCGUGACAUCCUCUGGUAAGCACUUGGGCAUCCCGCGCGCUGCCGAGAUGGCUGCCCUUCUGGAGGAGUGGCAGCAGCAUGGCCCGCCUCCUGUCACGGUGUACUGGCGCAACGCGGCGGCCGAGUACACACCAGCGUCAGGUUGA
This is a messenger RNA of Leishmania mexicana MHOM/GT/2001/U1103, 915 nucleotides long. RefSeq lists its product as hypothetical. The record is from RefSeq and is a predicted model, not a curated record. The transcript has a single exon. Lineage: Eukaryota; Euglenozoa; Kinetoplastea; Trypanosomatida; Trypanosomatidae. Bases 1 to 915 code for a protein of 304 amino acids.